Molecule: messenger RNA, 858 nt
Organism: Lecanosticta acicola
Lineage: Eukaryota; Fungi; Ascomycota; Dothideomycetes; Mycosphaerellales; Mycosphaerellaceae
Source: the annotation of a GenBank genome assembly
AUGGCAUCCAGACCAGAAGACAAGUGGGGCAGCCACGACUACGCCAAAACCCACGGCGUGACGGGCCCCCCAGCAAUCGAAAUGGUCGAGAAAGCCCACCAGAUCUCACCCCUGGACAGUCCAUCUGCUCAUGUCCUGGAACUGGGAUGCGGCGCAGGUGUCUUGACCGCAGAACUGGCCCGCCGCUUUCCCGACACCCCUAUACUCGCAACAGAUCAAAGUCAAGGAAUGCUGAAGAAAGUGGACGAACAGAAGCUAGGAAAAGUAGAAACGAUGGAGCUGGACGCCAUGGACCUCAAACCCGCCGAGGGCAGAGGCCAAUUCACACACAUCCUAUCAACCGCAACGAUCCAAUUCUGCAGCGACCCUCUCAAAGCAAUUCAAGAAGGCCACCGCCUCCUCUCAAAAUCAAAGCUGCAAGCCAAAGACCCAACCCAAAAAUUCGUCUACGGAGUCGGCAGCUGGAACAAACCCGACGUCGAACUCUUCUACCAAGCCGUAUACGAAGAACUCGGAGUCCCCGGGAAAUUUCAAACCCUCUUUAAUCCAGAACACUGGCCCACGGACGCGUCCCCCGUGGAAAAGAUCCUCCGAGACGCAGGUUUCAAGGACGUGGUAACAAAGCAAGUCAUCAUGAAUGAUGGAAGGACAGAGAAAGAGUCAGAGUACUGGCAUUGGGAAUUCGAGAAUCCGGGAUUGGCAGGGAUGAGGAAGAAUGCGAUGGAGCAGUUCGGGGUGGAGAAGUGUAGGGAUGCAGCGAGGAAGGUGUAUGCACGAGGGAGGGAAGGGAAAGGAACGCUUGGAAAGGGGCCAGAGGACUUGAAGUUGGGUCAACUGCUCGCGUUGGGUUGUCUCUGA